Alligator sinensis (Chinese alligator) is the source of this 7202-nucleotide messenger RNA. It is a transcript of the gene SECISBP2L, whose product is annotated as SECIS binding protein 2 like. NCBI's taxonomy places the organism in Eukaryota, Metazoa, Chordata, Crocodylia, Alligatoridae. Gene Ontology annotation, molecular function: ribonucleoprotein complex binding; mRNA 3'-UTR binding; selenocysteine insertion sequence binding. The record is from RefSeq and is a predicted model, not a curated record. The transcript has 18 exons. Gene Ontology annotation, cellular component: ribonucleoprotein complex. Gene Ontology annotation, biological process: selenocysteine incorporation. Bases 26 to 3322 code for a protein of 1098 amino acids.
AGCGGUUGCCUCCGCCGCCGGAGUCAUGGACAAAGCCGACAAGAAUGUCAAACUGUCAGCUGAAGUAGAACCAUUUAUUCCUCAGAAGAAAGGUCCUGAUACUGUAAUGAUCCCAAUGGCGCUUCCUAAUGACAGUGGAGGUAUUAGUGGAAUGGAACCAACUCCUAUUCCCAGCUACCUGAUUACUUGCUACCCAUUUGUACAGGAAAAUCAGUCCAACAGGCAAUUUCCAUUGUAUAAUAAUGACAUCAGAUGGCAACAGCCUAACCCAAACCCUACCGGACCAUACCUCGCCUAUCCUAUCCUAUCUGCUCAACCACCUGUUUCUACAGAGUAUACAUACUACCAGUUGAUGCCAGCACCAUGUGCUCAAGUUAUGGGUUUCUAUCACCCUUUUCCUACACCCUUUUCUACACCAUUUCAAACAGCAAGUGCUGUAAAUACAGUUACUACAGAAUGCACUGAUCGUCCAAGCCAGUCGGGUCAGAUCUUUCCAUUAUCCAGUCAGCGAAGCAGAAGCAAUAACAGGGGACCAAUUAUGCAAAAACAGCAGCAGCAGCCGUUACAGCUACAUAUAAAAAGCAAAAGGCCUCCAGUGAAAAGUGUAGCUACACAAAAAGAGAACAGUGCAUCCGGCCCUGAAAAUAGAUCAAAAAUCGUAUUGUUGGUGGAUGCAGCACAGCAAACAGAUUUUCCUUCAGAUAUAGCUAACAAGUCACUUUCUGAGAGUGCCACUACAAUGCUCUGGAAGUCCAAAGGCAGGCGAAGACGAGCGUCCCAUCCUGCUGCAGAGUCAUCUAGUGAGCAAGGGGCUAGUGAAGCAGAUAUUGACAGUGAUAGUGGUUACUGCAGUCCUAAACACAGCAACAAUCAGGCCAUAGCCAUGACUUCAAGAAAUGCAGAUUCUGGUGCAGUUAAUGUUGUAGACCCAUCAAUAAAUGCAGCUGGUCUAAGUUGGACUAAUGUAAAUUGCCAGGCAAUUCAAAAAAAGCCUUGGAUAGAAAAAACACAGAUGUUUUCUAGAGGUGGAAGGCAAGCUGAACAGAGAAAUAGUUCACAGACUGGUUUCAGAUGCAGGGGUCAUAGCACGUCUUCAGAAAGACGCCAGAAGUUGCAAAAAAGGCAUGAGAAGCCGUUAACAACCAACCAGUUGAACAGAACUGAACCAAGCCCUGAAUCAUUGUAUUUUGAGGAUGAAGAUGAAUUUCCAGAAUUAAACAGUGAAAAUGGAAGUGGUAAAGGUGGUGGCAUUCAGCAAAAAAUUACACCAAAAGUACUGGAUGACUUACCUGAAAACUCUCCAAUCAACAUAGUCCAGACUCCCAUUCCUAUUACGACUUCUGUACCCAAACGUGCAAAAAGUCAGAAGAAGAAAGCCUUGGCAGCAGCGCUUGCCACAGCUCAAGAAUACUCUGAAAUAAGCAUGGAGCAAAAGAAACUUCAGGAGGCUUUAUCAAAAGCAGCUGGAAAGAAGAGUAAAACUCCUGUGCAGUUAGACUUGGGGGACAUGUUAGCAGCUCUCGAGAAACAGCAGCAAGCAAUGAAAGCCCGUCAGAUCACUAACACCAGACCUCUCUCAUACACCGUUGGCAGUGCUGCUCCUUUUCAUACCAAAGAAUCGGCCAACAGAAAAUCAUUAACUAAGGGACAGCCAUCUAUGGGUUGCCUUAAUCCUUUGGACUCAACUGCUCCAAAAGUAAAAAGAGGAAAAGAGCGAGAGAUAGCAAAACUGAAACGUCCUACAGCACUUAAAAAGAUUAUUUUAAAAGAGAGAGAAGAAAAGAAAGGUCGUUCAACUGUGGAUCACGGUCUUCUAGGAUCUGACGAACAGAAAGAGGUUCAAAUAAGUUUAACUUCUGACCAGUCUCAGGAGAUAGCCUCACAAGAAGAAACUGGACUAAGUAUGCCUAGUGAUACUUCGCUCUCUCCAGCAAGUCAGAACUCUCCAUAUUGCAUGACUCCAGUAUCACAAGGCUCCCCUGCUAGUUCGGGGAUAGGUAGUCCCAUGGCAUCUUCAGCAAUAACGAAAAUUCACAGCAAAAGAUUCAGAGAAUAUUGCAAUCAAGUCCUAAGUAAAGAAAUAGAUGAAUGUGUAACUCUGCUAUUGCAAGAGCUUGUCAGCUUCCAGGAACGAAUUUACCAAAAGGAUCCAAUGAGAGCUAAAGCAAGGAGAAGGCUUGUUAUGGGUCUGCGGGAAGUUACUAAGCAUAUGAAGUUAAACAAGAUCAAAUGUGUGAUAAUUUCUCCAAACUGUGAAAAAAUCCAAUCAAAAGGUGGAUUGGAUGAAGCUCUGUAUAAUGUAAUAGCCAUGGCACGGGAGCAGGAAAUUCCUUUUGUCUUUGCCCUUGGACGCAAAGCUCUUGGUCGUUGUGUGAACAAGUUAGUUCCUGUUAGUGUGGUGGGAAUCUUCAACUAUUCAGGUGCUGAGGACUUAUUCAAUAAGUUGGUAUCACUGACUGAGGAGGCCAGAAAGGCUUACAGAGAUAUGGUUGCAGCCAUGGAACAGGAACAGGCAGAAGAGGCCCUAAGAAAUGUUAAGAAGGCACCUCAUCACAUGGGACAUUCUCGUAACCCUUCUGCAGCAAGUGCUAUCUCAUUCUGUAGUGUUAUCUCAGAACCCAUAUCUGAAGUGAAUGAGAAGGAGUACGAAACAAACUGGAGAAGCAUGGUGGAAACAUCUGAUGGGCUAGAAACUUCUGAAAAUGAGAGGGAGUCCUCAUGUAAGGCUACAGUUCCAGAAAAAUCUGUUAGUGCUCCAAAUGAAAAAGCCACUGUUAAUAAACAGUUGCCUCUAGCUACAAUAGGGACUACCUCAACUGUGAAUCAUGGAAAAACCAUGGUAAGUGACAAAGAAGAGGUGAAGCCAGAUGACAAUCUGGAGUGGGCCUCGCAACAGAGCACCGAGACAGGAUCUUUGGAUGGCAGCUGCAGGGAUCUUUUGAAUUCCUCCAUGACCAGCACCACGAGUACUCUUGUACCAGGAAUGCUUGAAGAGGAGGAGGAUGAGGAGGAGGAGGAAGAUGAAGAUUAUACCCAUGAACCUAUUUCUGUAGAGGUUCAGCUUAAUAGCAGAAUUGAAUCUUGGGUCUCAGAGACCCAAAGAACUAUGGAAACCCUUCAGCUUGGGAAAACCCUUAGUGGUGCAGAGGAAGAUAAUACAGAACAAAGUGAAGAGGAAGAGAUAGAAACUCCCGAGCAGGUAGAUGCAGUAAUUGAUGGUGAGGAAUGGACAGCAGAUAAGCACACAAGUAAUGUCCAACAUAAACCCACCAUCUGCAGUUCUCUGAAUAAAGAAAACACUGAUUCCAACUUUAUGCCGUAAAGUAAGCACAAACUCAGGAACUUUUAAAAAAAUUAUAUUAAAACUGUUGUAAGGUUGCAGCCAUUACUUUGUAUGCUUCAUCUCAACGUUUUGCACUGUUAAACAUUUAAUAUGCGUAUUUAAUUCACAACAGAUAUUUUUGUAGCUGUCUUUGUUACUUGUUUCAUUAAAAAAAGACAAAACUGUAACUUAGCUUUUAAUCAGGAUCUGUAGCUCCCAGAAAUGAAAUGAUCUGUGUAAAAUUUCAGUUUAUAGGUAUUCAUUUGAGCCUUGUUUUGUAAAAGGAAAAUACUUAUAAAUGACCAAUUUUAAACAAAAUUCUUUUAAAAUGUGCUGCUUCAACUCAUUCUGAAAACAUCCACAUUUUAAGACUGGCAAAAAUGACCACCAUUUCUAGUCAUUUUAAACCAUUUGGCCAUAAUUUUCUAAUAAUACCAGGAAAAAAAAGAUGUUUUGCUUCUCUUGAAAGAAAAGCUGAAAGCCCCCACUUUCACUCAAAAGAGAGUAAAUUUAUAAGGAAAUGUAUGCAUGAUUUUUAUGCCAAAAUAGAUGCAGCAUUUUACUUGGUUUGUGAGGGUGUGUGUGUGUUGAAAGCUGCUGACUUUGUGCUGAGAUUGGUCACAAUAAGCUUGAAAUAACUUUUGAUAUCAGAAUAAUUCCAACCACAAUGGCAAAAUAAUUAUAGAUAAUGUAUUUAUUUGUUUGCAAAUGUCGGGCUGUAAAAAGUCACUGUGUCUAUAGAGCCACAGCUUGGGGAACCAUUAACUAUGACCACCAUCCAUGUUGUUCUUAGAAACUUACUGCUUCCUUCUCUUUUUCACUUACCUCAGAAUUGCUGAUGUGCAUAAUUUAAUUUUAAAAAAUCCAGACAGAAGUUUAAAUAUUUAACAGUGACCGAUCUAGUGGCUCAGUGUAUUGAUGGUGUUCACUUGCAUGCUCUCUUCCUGGGCACUUCUUGUAUUGUGUUCAGGAUCAAUCUUUGAAUUAAAUUUUCUCAUUGAAAAUGUGAACUUCUGUUCCUCAGUUGUAGCAGCUUAAGCAUUGACCUCCAGAGUAGUAAAGAAAGUAGUGGUUAUAUGAAAGGGGAAGUGCCCUGAAGUACUGAGAAGUGUUUCAGUGGUUUGGAAAUUGGGAGUUAAAAUGAAUGUUACUAUAGACUUGUUCCAUGUUUGUCCCUAGCGUUGAAAUUUAAAUCUAUCUGAUGAAUGAAUUUGCUUCUGAUUUGAGGAUGGAGUCCGUGUCCAAACCUUGCCUGCAAUGAGUCUGAAUUUUCCAACUUUAGUACUGGGUAUAGAGGUCCUGAAGCUGUCAGUACCAAGGAUUUUGCUGCAAGAGUAGCCAAAGAGUAGCUUGCAUGAAUAGUGACUUUUCUGGGGGGGAAGGGGCUUGGUGGAUCUCAUAGGUAUGUUUUAGUGCUACAUAACUGUUCUAGACCACUUGCAUUUUAAAAAAGGAGGCAUUGGAAACUUUCAAUGGCACAAUACAAUUUGAUCUUUUUAGUUGCACAUAAAGUUUGUUUAAUGAUUUUGGGACCAGCACUUCUAAUAUUUGCAAUACUGGCAAUUUAUUUUUGCUGGAAAAAUCAGACUCUGGGUUUAGGGAUAAUAUAGUCCUCUCAUGCUAACAAGCAUAGUAGAAAUUAAAGUAUUAUGCGUCUAAUGUAGACAUAGCAAAUGCUAUAUGGGAAAGUGUUGAAAAGAGCUGCUGGUACAACUGGCCGUCUGUUCUGUCAUGUUCUUAGUUCCUUAAUAUAAUAUUCCUAGAUACUAGAACAAGCACUGUAUAGAAAUACAAAAGGGUAAGGAAUGAUGCCUCCUUAUUAACUCCCAACUAUUUGUAUGGCAGAUUUUACUGUCUGUAUAUUUUUGAAAAGUUUCUUUGCCUUAGGAAAUGAUAGGGUUUUGAACUGCUGACAGAGUCAAAACUUGCUCAUGGACACAGCUCCCAGUCACACCAACUCUGAUCAUGGGUGCACAUCAAGGACAGAAUUUGACCAAAACUUUAUUUUAAAAAAACAAACCACUUGUACAUUUCCUUUUGUUUAUUCAGUGCCAGUGAUUCAAAUAACUCUUAAUCUUGAGGUAAUAUAAUUACAAAUUUUUAUAUGUCUCUUCUGAAUUUUGACUGUCAUUUUAAACUGUUGGCAUUUGUAUCAAACAGUAACGGCUCUUGUAAUCUUCAGACCAUUAUAUAAUUGUUAUUUUGCUACAGGUUUCCUAAAUAAUACUGAGUUCCUAAAGGUGAUUGCAGCACUUCUGGUACCCCUCAGUUGGCCAGUAGAUGAGGAACCUAGUCAAGUUUGACAGAUCACCUUUAGAAGGGCAAACCAAAAAUGAGUGAAGGAAACCACUUAGCAUUGUUUCCUUUUUUGAUGGCUAGGAAUGAGCAAUAACAGAGAGGAAGGACAGUGCCUCUGGGAUGAGGUCUAUUUACACCUAAAACUAGGGAAGUAUCUUGCAAUGUUGAGCACUUGAGAGGAAUAACUCAUUGUGGUAAUCUUGAUUCUCUCCAUAGCGGAAAUAGCCUAACAGUGUUUCAUAACUUUCUGAUGGGCUGUUUUGUACAGUACCAUGGUUUGUUUUUUUUAAGAUAGCUGGAUUUCUAUAUCAAUGUAAAAGUAUACAGUUUGUUAUACUGGUUGUUACACUCCCAAAAACUGGUGUUUCUGAAGUUAUAGAUGUAAAGAUGUUGGGGUUUUUUUUCUUUGUGAAGAUGAUUAUCCAGAAAACAAGUAUUUAACUUUUCUUAAGAUGUUCUUAUAGGUCUUGAUUUCACUAGGUUUAAUGCAUCUGGCAAAACAUUAGAAAUAAUAUGUAAUGUGUGGUAGGGUGUCUGGUUCAAGUUGAUGGGGUGGUUAUGUAUAAAAUGUAUUUAACAUUUCCAGUAUCUGUGGAAAAAUAAUCAAACGUAGAUAAAAUUGGACAUAAAGGAGAAAAUCCUGAGGAAUUUGUCCUUAUUCAGAGGAAUUUUGUUUUCUUAGUUUGUCUGAAUAAGGUUGUAGGACUGAAUCCUGUAAACACAUGCCUACUUGACUUUUUAGGAACAUUUGUCCUGUUGGCUUUAAUAGAUUUUAUUUGCAUGUUUAACUAAGCACCUGUCUAAGUGCAAGCAAGCUUGAAGCUAAGCAGUGACUGAAGGUUUGAGGCCCAUAUUUUUUUAAUGAAAAUGACAAACUCUUCUACAAUGAUGCACUUGUCUGAUUUCUUAAAAUAAAGGUGAGAUAUGUUUAAUACUCAAUUGGGUGGAGGUUUAUACAGCGUUAUUCAGUCCAGUUCCUUAACACAAAGCUUAAAUUUGAUUAACAUUACUUUAAAUAUGUAUGCAAAAAGUAUUAUCGUUUGAAAAGCUGCUGUUUGCUAAAACUGUCAUUAAGUAUUUUCUGUGAAGUUGUGCCAACUAAUCAAAAUAUUCAGUUGAUUUCAAUAUUUUUAAAAAAUUCAGUAAGACCUGUUUACAAAAACAAAAACCAGCACAAGAAAGCCAUAGAUGGAAGUUAUAUGGGUUUGUUACCCAGCCCUGCCACACGCAGUGAAAUGUAAGAAUGUCCAACUUGAAAUUCUACUCUACAGAAAGGCAGCAGUGAAAAUGCAGUUGGCACAGCCCACCUUCUAAAUAUUCAUAAAUGGCUUAUGUAUUUUAUUUUUAAAUGAAUUCUAAUAAGGUAAACUUUAAUCUUUAAUGUCUUAAAAUUUGUAGUAACAACACUUAGGUUAAAAUAGUAGAAUAUUAUUAUAAAAAAUACACAGAAUUUUGUUCAGUUUUUUUGUUGUAUGAAGGAUAAUUGUUCUGUCUACCGUACAUUUUUGGAGUAAUAACAGCUUUUUGCACUAUGUAAAUACUAGUGGGGAAUUCUUCCAUAACUAAUAAAAAUGAUUGUAGC